Molecule: messenger RNA, 474 nt
Organism: Arabis nemorensis
Lineage: Eukaryota; Viridiplantae; Streptophyta; Magnoliopsida; Brassicales; Brassicaceae
Source: the annotation of a GenBank genome assembly
AUGUUCGAUCAUAUCCAAUCAGCUGACACCACCCAACAUCUUGCUUGUAUAGUUGCUAUAAAAAACUAUCUUGAUUCAGAUGAUCCUCCAAUCAACAAAAUUGUCCAAGCCGGUCUCUUUCCUCGUUUUGUGGAAUUUACCUCUAGCCACAUCCCUAGUCUUAAGGCUGUUCAAACAUUUGGAACCGUUGCUUAUCACAUACCAAAAGUGCUUCUUUCUUCUUUACUUGAGAAUCCCACAUGUUCAGCGAUCCUCCAAGAGAAAAUUUGCAGAGCUGUUAAAUUCAUUACGAACGGAAUGGAGACUCAUCAGACGACAUCCUCCGACAAGGAUCUCUAUCAGGGUUGGCCCUACAAAGAGCAGGUUAGACAGUGUUGUGGGUAUGAAUUUCUGGUGCGGCUCAUGGAAGAGAAUGAUGUUGAUACUAGUGUUAAGGAUGUAGCUAGGUCUUUGAUCGAGAAUCAUCUUAACUAA